Messenger RNA from Prunus persica (peach), 3540 nucleotides. RefSeq names its product putative inactive disease susceptibility protein LOV1. Gene Ontology annotation, molecular function: ADP binding; protein binding. Lineage: Eukaryota; Viridiplantae; Streptophyta; Magnoliopsida; Rosales; Rosaceae. The transcript has a single exon. Gene Ontology annotation, biological process: defense response to other organism. The record is from RefSeq and is a predicted model, not a curated record. The coding region runs from base 1 to 3540 and encodes 1179 amino acids.
AUGAGAGACAGAUGCCGGAGUGACACUGAUAGGGCCUGCUUAUCUUCAUUGGUGAUCCAGGGCAUGGACGCCAUGGGAAUAUUUAUUGCCUUCAUGCGUGCUCUUUGCAUUCUUUACAUGUUUUACAUAUUCGUAUAUGAAUGUACUUUCAUAUACUCCAAAUGGAAGUACAAGUGGAUUGAAAGAGAAUGGAGGUUAUUGGAAGCUGUUUUAGAAGAUUUCGAUGAAGUUUCACGGUGCGCAAAUCAGAUAACACAGGAAGCUAAUCAGCCUUUAGAUUCUGAGCUCAUUCAAGCUGGAAUAACCGUAAGACUGAAUGAAAGGGAGAAAAGCUGGAUGUCGGAAGCAAGAGAAGUGGUUUUGGAGGCAACAGGGUGCGUUCAAAGCUUUCGGAGAUUGAGAGAGAGAAAAGACUCUCCCAAUUGGUUGUUUUACAUGUUAGCAGAUCUGGUACCAAUGCUUGGUGUUGCCUUUCAGAUGAAGAGGCUGAAAAGUUUCUUUGGGAAGAAGGAGAUAUGUGCUGGUGACAUCUAUGAAUCGCUCGAACAGUCGAGGUCCAGGAUUAGAAGCCUGCAGGACAGAUCUAUUGUUGAUGGUCAGAUUGAACAUAAUUCUGUCAAGUCCAAGCCAUUACAUGAUGAGUUGAUUCCCUCUCUAAAGAAGAUCACUGAAGACCCAGACUUGAUGCAUGGAAUGAGGAAGCAAAUAAAAUCCGUCACUACGCAUUUACAGCUACUGCAUGCUUUCAUGAAAGAUUUACAGCCCCUCAAACUGGAAAGUAAAAUGGAAACGUCCUGGAUGACGAAAGCAAGUGAGAGCAUUGACAAAGCAAAAGAUGCCUUUGACAACAUCGAUGGACAACUAAAUCGGAGUCCGCUUCAAUUUUACAAUAAGUGGAUGGCUAGGAGGGCGCUUAAGAAGGAAAUGAGGAACAUUGGCACUUGUAUCUCUGAUCUCAUCGAAAUGAAGGAAAGAUAUGGAUUUAAAUUUAUCAGACGAGACUCGGCAAAAUCUGCUAACAUCCGAUCUCCUCAACAGCAAAACUUGCCAUAUCAGACAAUAGACUAUCGGGAUGUGAAUUCUGCUGUCAACCACAUUCGCUUCUGGCUGACUCAACUGCCUGUAACAAGCAAAGAAAGAAGAACUACCAUAUUUUUCCUCUGCAACCAGUUGGACAGCAUGUAUGAACUUUUGAGAGAUCAAAAAGCACUGUAUGCUAGUAAUUUUAGAAAUGCUUGCUUGACACAAUUGAAGGAGAUGGCUACUAAGAUAAAGCAUGACUCGAAAGUCUUCACAGAAGAUUCAGAAACAAAGCUUCCCUCAGCACUUACCCAAAUCACGGAGGUUGUCCAGCUUCUUCAAAGAUGCAUGAAAGUAUAUUCCAUUGAGGUAAGGGCCGAUUCAUGCUCAGCAGUUGGUUUGGAAGAAGACAUACACCAACUGGUCUUGCAACUGACUGAUAACAGUAAACAUCGUUCUAUCAUUUCCAUUGUGGGGAUGAAGGGCAUCGGUAAGACAACCUUGGCAAAGAAAGUUUAUAACCACACUACCAUCGCCAACCAUUUUGAUUUUCAACAUUGGGUGUCUUUACCUCAAGAGUCUGAUGAAAAUGCACUUUUGACAAGUGUUGGAAACCAGAUCCUCGGGACCAAAGAGCAACAGAAUGGCAAAGACUACUGGAUCAAGAAAGUGCGUGCUUUCUUGAACGAGAAGCGAUACCUUGUAGUUCUGGACAAUGUUUUAUCAAAUGAAGCCAUCUACGCUCUCAAACCAGCAUUCCCAAAAUUGACAAACGGGAGCAAGAUUGUGCUCACCACUCGCAAAAAGGUCAUCGCUUCAAAUGCUGAUCAAAAUAGCAUUCCCCACGAACUUAGGCUCCGAACGAAAGAAGAGAGCUGGCAAUUUUUCACCCAGAUGGUGCACAUUAGUGAGACGGAAACUCUUGUGAAGGAAGUUGUAGAAAGAUUAGGUGGAGGCUUACCAAUUUCCAUCCUACGUCUUGCGUAUUUUCUGUGGGAGAAGAAUGUGACAUCUGACAAACUAGAGAAGCUUAUGGGUACCCGUCAGGCACAGAACGUGAUGCCAUGGUUAUAUAACCUGGCAGCGAAUACAGAGUUGCAGUUCCACCCAAUUAUGAGUAAAUGCUUUUCGUACUUCCAACUCUUCACUAGGGAUUUCGAAAUCCCUGUGAGGAGAAUAGUCGCUUCAUGGAUUGCACAAGGGUUGGUACAACUUAGAGGAGAUGAUCAGACGACUCUUGAAGAUAUUGCAUACAAGUAUCUAAUAGAGUUGAUUGGAUGUAAUAUGAUUCAAGUAGUUCAAAGAAAGCCUAAUGGGAAGGUCAAGACAUGUUGCUUGCCUACUACUGUGCGAAAUCUCUCAUUGAAAGCCAUAGGCAAUACCACAAAAACUCAGUCAUGGUCAAAAACAAGUACAAGGGAUAAAGGUCAACUUGCCUAUCAUUUUGCUGAUAAUGAUGCCAGUUUCCAUCACAUUCAUCGUCUCAGCCUAAGUUUGCCAAAUGUCAUGCAAAACGAAAGCUAUCCCAACUCGAUUCUCUUUGUUGAUGCUGCAGAAGGAAAUACACUGAGAGAGGGAAUAAAUAUAUUUCUUCAAAAGGGCAUUGCUAAUGGUUUCUUCGGACAGCUACAGGUUCUAGACCUUGAACGUGUAUUCAGACCUAAGUUGCCGAGGAACAUAGGAAAAAUAAAGCAUCUGGCUUAUUUGGGCUUAAGGUACACUAAGUUGGAGACGAUCCCAUCAUCUGUGGGAAACUUGGUGAACCUCAAAACUCUAGAUUUGAAGGAUACUUGUCUCCAAACAGUCCCUAGUUCAGUAUGGAAGCUGAAGAAACUUCGGCAUCUAUACUUGAACCAGCUUUGUACGCUGCCUCAACUAACUGACCUUUCCUUGAGCAAUCUGCAGAUAUUGUCAGGUGUGCUGCUUGUGAGUAAGCGCAGUCCAUUGAAGGAUGGGCUCUCCAAGUUGAAAAACCUUCGGAAAUUGAGAUUAUCAUUCCAGCUCGAAGAGCCAGAGCAAAAGGUAUUGGCAACAUCAAUUUUGCAGCUGACCAACUUACAGUCUUUGAAGUUAUCGAUUUAUGAUCCCAACAGGGAGGUACCUCAGAUCCUGAAACUAGGGCGUCUCUCAGCCCUUACAAAACUGUCCAGCCUACAGUUGUUUGGAAAGCUUGAAAUACAGUCCAUCAUAAAUGAACUUCCCAAAAGCCUCACUCAUCUUACCUUAUCUUCCUCUGGAAUUGAACAAGAUCCAAUGCCAAAGUUAGGAAAGCUUCCAAACCUUCGAUCACUGUCUUUGUACUCUGGUUCUUAUCAAGGAACAGACAUGGUUUGCUUCAAGAAGGGAUUUCCCCUGCUUCUAGUUCUAAAGCUUUCAGAGCUAGUUAACCUGGAGAAAUUGGAUAUGCAAGAAGGAGCAAUGCAAAAUAUUAGGAACUUAGAGAUUAGAUCCUGCACGAAAUUGGCCAUCAUUACUGGAUUGAUGCAUUUAAGGACCCUCCAGGAAUUUAAAGUUAACUAA